GUGACCGCGGAUAGGAUAAAUUUGACCUUGUCCAGAGGACAAACUAGGGUUGAGUAAAAAAAACGAGUUUCCCUUCGGAAGUUUAGUAGAUGGGUGUUAUUGACAAUUUAUCAGCCAACAAGAAGACACCUUUAGUUAUCUGAUGCCGACUAAACAAUAUGUCCGUUUACAGCCUUUCUACCGUUGAAUGUCAUCCAUUGUAAUUACCAGGCGUUAAAAUGUCAAGUGUAAACCUACAUAGUGAUUUAUUCCUGCAUUAUUAUAAAGCGUGGGGUGGAGUUGAAGAUUAUGAAUCAGAGAACUUAGGGAUACCAGAUUUUUUUCAACGUGUACCACAAGAUAAUGAGAUUUUACCUGCGAAAUUACGGGAGGAUGCUAGGUCUGCUUUGUUGGAGAGAAAAAGUUUGAGAUUGUUGUCUAAUGUUGAACUUCAAGAGUUUUGGUAUCUUUUGGAACGCUAUCAUUCACCUCCUACAGUUAAUGGUGAAAAAUUCAUGGACUAUGAGAAUUUUCGCAAGGCAUCUAAAGAAGCAUCUCCCAAGGCAAAGCAAUAUUUCACAGCAGCUACAUUUGUAAAAUUACUUCGUGAAGAUGAAGUUUUGUCACGUAUUAAUAUCUUGACAUUUUUCAAUUAUGUCAUGAAGAAAGUAUGGUUGCAACAAACCCAUGUUGGGAUAUCUCUUUAUGAUGUGUGCGGUGAAGGUUAUUUGAGAGAAACAGAUUUGGAAAACUAUAUGUUGGAACUUAUCCCUACUUUGUGUCAGCUAUCAGAGUUGGAGCCAACGUUCCAAACAUUCUAUGUAUGCACGGCUGUACGAAAGUUCUUCUUUUUCCUUGAUCCUUUACGUUCGGGUCGUGUGCGUAUCACCGACAUUUUAGCUAGUGGAUUUCUAGACUCUAUGCUUGAAUUACGUGAAGUAUCUACAUCAGAGGCACAAUUAGCCGCUAAUUGGUUUAGUCAUCAAUCAGCUGUACGUGUUUACGGUAGCUAUUUGCUCUUAGAUGAAGAUCGAAAUGGCUUGUUAACACGCAGUGAAUUAUCACGAUUUGGAAAUGGUACAUUGACCGAAGUAUUUCUCGAUCGUGUAUUUCAAGAAUGUUUAACUUAUGAAGGUGAAAUGGACUACAAAACUUAUUUAGACUUGGUUUUGGCUAUGGAAAAUAAACAUGAGCCGCAAGCAAUUGCUUAUCUUUUUCGUAUUCUUGAUGUUGGUGGUCAAGGUAAACUGACUUCACUAACAUUACGUUAUUUCUAUGAUGGAAUCGAAGACAAACUACGUGCUUCAGAUAAUGACAUACCAAGUUUUGAGAAUGUAUUAAAUGAAAUCUUUGAUAUGGUACGACCAGCGAAUCCCCAUUACAUCACUUUAGAUGACCUUAUCAAUUGUGGUAAGGGCGACACCGUAAUAAACAUAUUGAUUGAUCUCCAAGGUUUUUGGGCCCAUGAAAAUCGUGAAGCUUUUACUUCCGAAAUACCAGAUGAAGCAGAAUUGUAAAUCGGAUUUUGUUUAUUCACUGAUAUCCAGCAUUGUGAUCAAUGUUAAUUUGCUCAGUGCAUUGUUACUGAAAAAAAACAUUGAUGAACUUAUAUACUUGUUAGAUAAUUGAACACUUCUAAACUCUCGUAACGUGCCUAUACUUAAAAAUAAACAGGACGUUUGCGAAGUAUAAAGGUAGUUCUCUGUUUCUCACUCACUAUUUUCCGUUUUUACAAAGCAAUUGAUAUCAAAAUUUUAUACAUGCAACUUCAUUUCCAUGCUUUAGUUAAACACUAUGUCACAUUCUGUUAAUUUGUUUAUGAAACUAUGCUGUAUGAUUGCUGAAUCAACGUUCUAAUGUUCCACUGUGAAUGUACCUAGUCAGAUUAGUUUUCACGUAGUUUUCGAUUGGUGUUUUUCUGGUGUGCCUCUCAACACAUAUAACGCACUAAAUGAGGAAGUUAGAGUAACCUUUGUGUCGAUGAAGACUUGUUCUUGUUGCUGUUGUUGACUAUUCCCAUCAUUUUCUAGUCGGUCUACGCAAUUUGGUUGCGUUAAUUUAAACUUCAUUGUUUUAAUUUAAAAUCUGAUUGUAAGCAAUCAAUCUUUUAGAUGACUUUUUACAGAGUACUUCCAUUGGUGAUAUGUCAUUCUGUUUUAAAAC
Messenger RNA from Schistosoma curassoni, 2142 nucleotides. NCBI's taxonomy places the organism in Eukaryota, Metazoa, Platyhelminthes, Trematoda, Strigeidida, Schistosomatidae. The record is from the annotation of a GenBank genome assembly.